UGGCCACAUUCACAUUGCAAACGUAAACAGGCCUCUGGGACAGGUUGCAGCAUUGACAUUGGUCAAUGCAUUGCAAAAUUUUUCCCUAAUUAAUCAACUAACAAAUCUCAUCAAACAAAUCAUCAUCAAUGGUGUUGGGAAUAUGCAGCUAAAAAGACGUAUUUGUAAGACGUUUACACUCGAAACAUAUUUGGUGUUAUUUGGCGUUAUAUCGUUGCUUGUCUACCUCUAUCUUCUGCGUGCUGACAUUGAAAAUGGUGGUUGGAAUCUACGCUCUGAAGAGCCACUUACGGCAAAUCCAUUGUUAAAAUUUGAGGCUCGUGUACAAACAAAAUGUCAAAGUGAAAAAAUACAAAAAACGCCCAAUCCAUUGCUCAAUUUGUCGAUUGUUGAAGAACAUGCUGCAGCGGCGGCGUCAGUGGCUGAGGAAGAGGACCCCUUGAAUUCUUUGGGUAUAGUGCGCAACAAGCAGGAUAAAUACAUACGUGAUAUAGGGUACAAACAUCAUGCCUUCAAUGCCUUGGUGUCCAAUAAUAUUGGCCUAAUGCGUUCAAUACCCGAUACACGACACAAGGUGUGUCCACGUUCUCCCACCUUGCAAUCAGAGAGUUUACCCUCAGCUUCCAUUGUCAUGUGUUUCUUUAACGAGCAUAAGAUGACAUUAUUUCGCUCAAUUAAAAGUGUCAUAGAUCGUACACCAUCAUGGCUUUUAAAGGAAAUAAUACUGGUUGAUGAUUUUAGUGAUUUGCCAGAGCUGGAAUUUCAUCUGCUGGGAGAACUACAUUCGCUAUUGCAUUACGAUAAUCUACGAUAUGUAAGAAACACACAACGUGAGGGUUUAAUAAGGUCACGUGUUAUUGGUGCCCAUGAAGCCAAGGGAGAUGUUUUGAUAUUUCUGGACUCUCACAUUGAAGUCAAUCAGCAGUGGUCGGAACCCUUAUUGCGUUUGAUACGUGAUGAAAAUUCAACACUGGCUGUGCCAGUGAUAGACUUGAUAAAUCCCGAUACAUUCCAGUAUACUGCAAGUCCUUUGGUGCGGGGAGGAUUCAAUUGGGGCUUGCAUUACAAAUGGGAAAAUCUUCCAGAUGGUACAUUGAAGGAGCAAGAGGAUUUUAAAGGACCUUUUAAAUCCCCUACCAUGGCUGGGGGCUUGUUUGCCGUCAACCGCAAAUACUUUGACCAUAUUGGCAGCUAUGACAUGGGGAUGGAUAUCUGGGGUGGCGAAAAUCUUGAAAUCUCCUUUCGUGUCUGGCAAUGCGGUGGAGCUAUAAAAAUCAUUCCCUGCUCUCGUGUGGGUCAUAUAUUCAGAAAACGCAGACCUUACUCUUCGCCCGAUGGCAGCAAUACCAUGAUGAAAAAUUCCCUACGCUUAGCACACGUCUGGAUGGAUGAUUAUAAAAAAUAUUAUUUGCAACAUGAAAAAGUUUCGCCCAGCUAUAAUUACGGCGACAUCGCAGAUCGUUUGGCCUUAAGAGAGAAAUUGCAAUGCAAACCAUUUCAAUGGUAUUUAAAUAAUGUAUAUCCUGAAUUAAGGAUACCAGGCGAGGAGAGCAGCAAGAAAAAACAGAAACCACCUGUGUUUCAACCUUGGCAUUCUCGCAAGCGCAACUAUAUUUCUACAUAUACGCUUAGACUCUCAGGCACCACAUUAUGUGCUUCGGUGGUAGCACCUAAAGUUAAAGGCUUUUGGAAAAAAGGCAGCUCCUUAGUUUUACAACAAUGCGACAAAGGCAGAAACCAAUUAUGGUAUGAAACUGACAAAUCUGAAUUAGUCUUAGAUCGGCUGCUAUGUUUGGAAGCUUCCGGUGAUACUCAAGUGGUCAUUUCAAAGUGUCACGAAAUGAUGGGCAACCAGGAGUGGCGUCACACCAACAAAGAACGCUGUCCCAUUUACAAUGUGGCCACGGGCACCUGUCUACGGGCAGAACAACCCAUAGUGGGUGCCAAAUUGCACAUGGAUUUGUGUGCAAAGCAUGAAUCAAGUGCUUGGGACAUUGUUGAAGCAAAAAACACAUAGCCAAUUAAGGAUAAUAAGCGAAAGUUGCUGAACUGAGUUCAAUGCAAUAGCAGUUUCGUCUAUCUUUGUACAUACACAAAAGCAUGCGUCGUGUUCCACUCAAUAUUUUUGAUAUUAUUUUUUACAAACUGCUUUUUGUUAUUAUACUUUACGUCCAUUUUUUAAAAAUAUAUAUGUAUUUUUAUACUUUUAUACACUCUUUAGAAUCUUAAAUAGGGGUUUUCCAUAGUUUAAGACGAACGAACAAAUAAAAUUUUUUUUUUUAAUUUUUGUCAAA
Molecule: messenger RNA, 2294 nt
Organism: Stomoxys calcitrans (stable fly)
Lineage: Eukaryota; Metazoa; Arthropoda; Insecta; Diptera; Muscidae
Gene: Pgant35A
Product: polypeptide N-acetylgalactosaminyltransferase 35A
Exons: 2
Coding region: 143-2017 (624 amino acids)
Biological process (GO): regulation of Notch signaling pathway
Cellular component (GO): Golgi apparatus
Molecular function (GO): Notch binding
Source: RefSeq, a predicted model, not a curated record